UUGGUGUCCCGGUGACCGUGAGUGAGGAAGCCGCUCCUGUGCGCAUUACUGCCACACAAGCCGCUCUCCAGGCAGGGCAGUCAUGUCUUAUCGUGAUUUAAACAUUCAUUAAUAAAUCCGCUCACCCGUAAUUGCACAAGAAUGGCGGAUCCGGAGACCCUCGCCCUGGACGUGGAGAGGGAGUUUCAAAAGGUCCUCGCUCAGAUCGGCGGUCGGGAGAGGAUUUAUCUGGUCAGCGAUGCCCGCACGAGUGAAGAGGUGGACGGAGAUGACGUGGGAGUGUUGCACGAGUUCCUGCGUGACAUGUUUCACAUCAGCAUCCCCGCAAGCAGCCGAGAACAAGAGCCCCGGCCCUCCCCGCAAAUCAAUGGCGAUGCCGAGAGCGAGCAGCCCUGCAGGGCACGGAUCGAUAACAAACCCGUGACUGAGAAAAGCGUUGAGGUCGAGCUGAAGGAGAAGCGGAGGACGCAGACGCACGGCGCUCAGAAAAUAACAGCCGCGACCAGGACUAAUAUCUACAGCACGAAGCGGGCGAUAGACGUCCCCGUCAUCGUGUUGUUAUUUAGGCAGAGCUUCUUUAAACAAGGUCCGAACGAGCUGUGUCUCAGGGAGAUAUUGAAGGACGUGAAGGCGCGCACCAGACGCGCGUCCAUCCGCCGGCCCGCUCUGGUGGGAUUAAUACGCACCGCGGCGGAGAGCGCAGACGCGCGCAGGUGCGCGCAAUUACUGGAGGCGCUGCUGCGCUCCGUCUUCCAUAAACACGGAUCAGAGACGAUAUGGGUCGACUGUUUCAUUCCCAAGACGGAGGACAAAAUUACAAACAUCAAGAAGCACCUCUGCAAAGUUGUUUACGCAUCUCAGACAGCAGAUAAUACCAGGGAUAACGGGAGCCAGGCUUUGAGGCCAUUCCAAUGUUGGUUCAGGCCUCAGAGAAGGGAAGCCAGGGGCCAGACCAACAACAACCCCUCACACUGCAGGGAAAAAGGUAGCAGCAAGUCCUUAAAGUUCAUUCUUGACAGAGGACACAAACAUUUUCUCCCUUGUUUGAUAUUUUCUCUUAGCUAUUCUUUUUUUAGUUCUUUUUCCUGCUAUAUUGCUUAUCCCAUGCAGGAUUGUCUAAGAUCAGCCACUCUUUACUGGAUCCUAUUCAGAUCAGAUUUCAUGCAGUGAUGUAGAGAUUAUGUCAGAGGUUAAUAAAGCUUCAUUUGAGCAAAUCCUUUUCUUUUAUUCAUUUGCUGAUACUUAUGGCUCUCUACCUAGACUGAAAUGGUUUGGAAACCAUGAGAAGUGAAGCUAAAACAGACAAAAAAAGUUAAAAGGAAACUGAAAUGACUUUUUUUUUAAAGAAAGACAGAAACUCAUGACAAAAAAAAUUCUCAAAUGCAAACAGACAUUUUUAAAUCCCCCAUCUGUCAAGUUAUGUAAAACUUUCCAAAUAAACAAAAUCUCACAGUAAGUCAAUGUUUGAAUGAUUGCAGGUGAAAGUGGAAGUGCAGAAGAAGGAAUCCCUCUGAAAACCAGCAUCUUGUCUGCUGAAGCUCAUGUGAAUGAUAACCCGCUGGAGUAGGCGGCUGAGGUUGGGACACAUGACCAGCUCGUGGCCUAUCACUGUGGACAGCAUUGUUUUAACUGUGAAAAGAAAAUCUGGCAUCAUGGUGGAACAUUUCACAUGUUACAUUCCUCCGGUGCUCAAAUCCAGCCAAUGAGACUGCACGAUUUCUCUCCUGAAUGAUGCUACCUGGAAAAAAAAAACCAAUGUUUGGUCAAAAAGCAGUUUUGGACAUCAUUAGAUCGAUUGAUCACUGAGAUCUCAUUGUUAGGUGGAGAAAAAGACUACUGAAGACAUUCCAGCUCACUCAGCUGUUUAAUGCAAGUGUUUAAAUACUUAUCUGCGAACAAAUGCCACUGAGGCACAAUGUCAACUGAAAUUGAAGGCCUUAUAGGGAACUGACCAGUAUUUACUAUAUCCGGCUUUUGUCUGAAAAGCGUCUUCUUGAUGUCAAAAUUUGGCUUUAAAAGCACAUACUGUUAGUUUUAAACCAUAGUUCAUAUAUUUUGAAUUUGCAUCUUUUAGUUUGUGGAAAUACUGACAUAGUUGCUGCAAACGUUCACUCACUGAAGAGAAAACUGGACGAAAAGGAGAUUGUAAACAUGUUUUUUCUUUCAUUUAUCAGACUUCUGUGCCUUAGAUAAGUUUGUUGACAGUAUUAUUUGUCACAAAAAUGUAAGACAACUUUGUCACUUUUAAGGUAUUUAUGCCGGUUUGCCGAUUAAUGUAAAUAAAUAUCCUGUUGUAUACAUACAUUAAACCCUGUUGUAAGUUGCUUUAGAUAAAUGUCUCAACUUAAUGUAAUAUAAAACAAAAACAAAUGUCAUCAUCCUGUGGUAGCUAUCCAUGGCCUACUCAGGGGUUUAUACUGAAAUAGUAAGUGAAGUUGCAUCAUCAUGCUUUUUGAGAUUAAUGAUUUUAAGAAGGUAAUGGAAAUUGUGAAACUAAAAAAAGAACUGACAAUUUGAUGUCUUACUUUAACAGCAUCAGAGGUUGUUAUAUAUUAUCA
Cololabis saira (Pacific saury) is the source of this 2558-nucleotide messenger RNA. RefSeq lists its product as uncharacterized. NCBI's taxonomy places the organism in Eukaryota, Metazoa, Chordata, Actinopteri, Beloniformes, Belonidae. The transcript has 2 exons. The record is from RefSeq and is a predicted model, not a curated record. Bases 142 to 1170 code for a protein of 342 amino acids.